GGAGGCGUUAUGUCAGGGCAGCGCGUGCCUGCCGGUGUAUAAAUUGGUUUGUGCGCUCGCGGUGAAGACCCCCUUGUGUAUAUGUGAGCGCGUGCUGAGGGUCCGAGGUCGGCGGCAGUGUGGCUUUUGAUCAGUAAGGAAGGAGGAAGAGACAUGGCAGACCAGGCAUUUGUCACCUUGGCCACAAAUGAUAGAUAUGCUAAAGGAGCGAUGGUGCUGGGGAAAUCCCUGAGGAACCACAAGACCUCCAAGAAGCUGGUGGUGCUCAUUGGACCCCACGUGUCAGAACUGUCCAGGGCAGUGCUUCAGACGCUGUAUGAUGAGGUCAGGCUGGUGGAUGUGAUGGACAGUGGGGACACUGCACACCUGGCCAUGAUGCAGAGACCAGACCUGGGAGUGACCUUCACUAAGCUCCACUGCUGGACCCUCACACACUACACCAAAUGUGUGUUUAUGGAUGCAGACACUAUGGCAGUAGCAAACAUCGAUGAGCUGUUUGACCGAGAGGAGUUAUCAGCAGCUCCAGAUCCCGGAUGGCCCGACUGCUUCAACUCGGGCGUGUUCGUCUUCAGCCCCUCCAACGAGACCUACGGCAAACUCCUUCAGUACUGUACAGAGCACGGCAGCUUUGAUGGUGGCGAUCAGGGAGUACUCAACGGUUAUUUCAGUGACUGGGCCACAGCGGACAUCAGAAAGCACCUCCCGUUUAUCUACAACAUGAGCAGCAUAGCAAUCUACACGUACCUUCCUGCCUUUAAACAGUACGGAGCGAACGCUAAAGUGGUGCACUUCCUCGGAAAGACGAAGCCGUGGAGCUACGCCUACGAUCCUAAUCAGAGGAGAGUGCAGGGGAACGUGCAGGAGGCCUCAUCACACCCCGGCUAUCUCCUGGAGUGGUGGAGUCUCUACUGCAGCUGUGUGCUUCCUCUGAAGCAGCAAGAACACCCUGACCAGCCUUUUGAAAUGUUCAGUGUUCAGGAGGAGUUUCAGCCUCAGGCCCUGCCCGGCCCGCCUCCACUCUCCUCAGCUGAGCGUAAACAGCGCUGGGAACAGGGCCAAGCUGACUACAUGGGAAUGGACUCUUUUGACAACAUCGAGAAAAAGCUUGCUGCGUUCCUGAAAUAAGGAAGUGGGGGGAGGGAGCGACGAUGUAAAGGGGCUCCUUACAGUUUUAGAGUGAUGGUUUUUGAGACGUGAGUGUAGAUCCCAUGGCUACAGUGCCAUCCUGACUGGUUUUCCUUCAGCUAUGCAGAACGGUCACUGCAGCGUGCCAACCUCGCAACCAAUUUUCUUUCUUAAAACUUUUGUACACUGUGAAACCAAUAUCCGUUUCAACUCUGUGCUCUUCACCAAAAAAAAUACAGAAACCUUUUUCUUUAUAUUCCAGAUAGUCAUGUUUUAUAAAUCAAGCCGAAUUCCACUGUUUACACAGAGGAAGGUGACGCUUCAAUAACACAGAUUUCCCAGACUGCGUUGUUCCUGUUCUCGUAUACACCAAUGAGAAGUCUGUAGAUGCGGUCACAUGACUCGCUCUAGUCAUCGCUCAGUAUUGAUGUCUGUUCAAGCACUUUUCUAUUUAAAGCACUUAGACCUGAAGUUUUGUUUUUCUUUUAUUCAAAUUGUUGCUUUCGGUUUCGCCCAGUGUUUACGGUUGAUCACGGUAAAUCUGAGUUUUCGUGCACUUAAAUCUAUAGUUCUGCGCAUUGUGACGUCUGCGUUAGUCCACGUCCACAUAACCUGAGGUGAAAGCUCUUUACCUCAUCUGAUGCUGCUGUCUUCUCUCUCAUCGCAAGUGUCUUACAUUUUCAUCUGCACAAUAAACAUUGGUGAGAUUGUUA
Hemibagrus wyckioides is the source of this 1838-nucleotide messenger RNA. It is a transcript of the gene gyg1b, whose product is annotated as glycogenin 1b. Bases 154 to 1125 code for a protein of 323 amino acids. The transcript is spliced from 7 exons. Lineage: Eukaryota; Metazoa; Chordata; Actinopteri; Siluriformes; Bagridae. Gene Ontology annotation, cellular component: cytoplasm. The record is from RefSeq and is a predicted model, not a curated record. Gene Ontology annotation, molecular function: glycosyltransferase activity.